This is a messenger RNA of Sphaerodactylus townsendi, 2641 nucleotides long. RefSeq names its product LIM homeobox transcription factor 1 alpha (gene LMX1A). Gene Ontology annotation, cellular component: nucleus. The record is from RefSeq and is a predicted model, not a curated record. The transcript is spliced from 8 exons. Lineage: Eukaryota; Metazoa; Chordata; Lepidosauria; Squamata; Sphaerodactylidae. Gene Ontology annotation, biological process: neuron differentiation; regulation of transcription by RNA polymerase II. The coding region runs from base 370 to 1521 and encodes 383 amino acids. Gene Ontology annotation, molecular function: DNA-binding transcription factor activity, RNA polymerase II-specific; RNA polymerase II transcription regulatory region sequence-specific DNA binding.
CUGGAAGCAGGCGACGGCGCACGGCGCGCUCGGGCCGGGCUGCGGGCAGCGCCUUGGCUCCUGCUGACGCCCACCCUUCGGGCUGCGGGUCUCGAAGCCGGCCCGGCCCUCCCCUGCUCCUCCAGCCGCCAGGUCAGCGCCGCCAGCUCCGAAGCCGGCCGCGGUCCUUCCACCUGGAGCGCACAGCCGUCCGACUUUGCGCCCUGGGCGCACGGCGGAGCCCGCAGCCGUCCGGAGCUUGGCGCCGCUUCCCUCCAGCGGCGGCCAAGAAGUGACCGUCGCCCCGGGGGAAGGCGGUGAUGUCCCCGCCUGGCUGACCAAGCCUCGCUCUUUUGCAGCCGGGCCUCUCCGCUUGCCCGCUUUCGAGCCAUGUUGGACGGCCUGAAAAUCGAGGAGACGCUGCAGAGCGUGCUGGAGCCGCCGCCGCCCGUUUUCCCCUCCCUGCUGGGGGGAGCGUCGGGGCGGCGCUCGGUGUGCCAAGGCUGCCGGGGAGUCAUCGCGGAGCGCUUCUUGCUGCGCCUCAACGACGGCUUGUGGCACGAACGGUGCGUGCGCUGCGCCUCCUGCCAGGAGCGCCUGGAGCGCAGCUGCUUCUACCGCGAGAAGAAGCUCUACUGCCGGCCGGACUACGAAAAACUCUUUGCGGUGAAGUGCAGCAGCUGCUUGGAAGCCAUCGCCCCCAGUGAGUUCGUCAUGCGAGCCCUGAAGAGUGUGUACCACGUGGGCUGCUUCUGCUGUUGUGUCUGCGAGAGGCAGCUCCAGAAGGGGGAUGAAUUUGUCCUAAAGGAGGGGCAGCUCUUGUGCAAGAGUGACUUCGAGAAGGAGCGCGAACUGCUCAGCCUUGUGAGCCCGGCUGCAUCAGAUUCUGGUAAAAGUGAUGAUGAGGAGAACCUGGGCAAAAUGGGAAUAGGAGCCAGGAAAGCAUCUGAGGAGAACAAGGACCAGAAGAGGCCCAAGCGACCCCGGACCAUCCUCACAACGCAACAGCGCAGGGCAUUCAAAGCGUCAUUUGAGGUGUCCUCCAAGCCAUGUAGGAAGGUGAGAGAAACCUUAGCAGCGGAGACGGGGCUGAGUGUCCGAGUUGUACAGGUCUGGUUCCAGAAUCAAAGAGCUAAGAUGAAAAAACUGGCAAGACGACAGCAGCAGCAACAGCAAGAUCAACAAAACACACAGCGACUCAGUUCUGCUCAGACAAACAGUGGAAGUAACCCUGGCCUUGAGGGUAUUGUGAAUUCAUAUACAAUUUUGCCGCAGCCCCCACAAGAAAUGCUGGCUAUUGAUCAAAGCAUCUACAGCUCAGAUCCCUUCCGGCAAGGACUCACUCCACCCCAGAUGCCUGGGGACCACAUGCACCCCUAUGGUGUUGAGCCACUUUUCCACGACCUUGACUGUGAUGACACAUCCCUCAGCAACUUGGGCGACUGUUUCUUAGCGACCUCCGAAUCUGGGCCCCUACAAUCAAGAGUGGGAAACCCCAUUGACCACCUGUAUUCCAUGCAGAGCUCUUAUUUUACAUCUUGAGGUGUUUGAUGCCCUGUACAGACCUGGUUACUGAAUUGUUUACAAGCCCCAGUUAGAGCGAAAAAGGAGGAAAAGGGUGAGCAUUGAAAGGCUAAAGUGAAAUUUGUUUCAAGAGGACUCCCGCAAAGCCGAGAUCUGACGAUUUCUUUACAUAUUUGAAAACCAGGGCCAUUUGUGAAGACUAUUUCAAAACUUUAAUCUCUAUUUCUUCACCAGUUUUUGGAAUGAAUGUGUUAAAAAAUAUCUGAGAGUAAAAUUUUGAAAAAAAAAUCUAGGACUUGGAUUAAAAUAUUGGUUUUAUUUAAGAAAGUUGCAGAAAUUAGUGCUUCAGACGUUGACAAAGGCUGCAGCAAAUAUUCUCUGCUUUCAAUUAAUGGGUGGCAACUAGUGAUUUUGGGUGGGAUUCCUCCCCCCCCCCUCCCCGACUUUUCAAAUAUUCAUUGUUUUGCAGUUCUGUUUGUUUCUCCUGGAUGCUGUGCCUUUGGUUGUGUCUUUCACGGGGCAGUUGCUGCUGCUUCCUUCUUGGAUCAGUCACAUGUUGGUUCUCACCCAAUCAGGCAUCCUGUAGUAAAUGCACCACAAUUCUACAUAUAUAUCUAUCCCAUAGUCAAACAGAUCUGUCUGCACAAUCAUGUAACUGAGGGAUAGGGAGGGCAAAUGGCAGCAGCAAACCGUUAAGCAAAGGUAUUUUGCCAGGUGUGAUGAAAACUGAAAAGGGGAGGCACUUUUGAAAUGGCUGAACAUGCAAAAAAUAAUUUGAAGUUUGAGCUUAGCCCUUGUUUCAAUUUCCUCAUGCACUAUAGAAAACUGAAAUUUUUAAUAUAUAUUCCUCCACAGUUGAACAUGUGAAGCAACUGGCAAGAAGCAGAAAUACUUGUGUGAGUGAAUGAGUGUGUGUGUCCAUGCAUUUAGUGGUGUAUGCUUGCAUAUAGAAGACACAGAUACACCUAAUAUUGUAUCAGAUUUGUUCCUAAUUACAUCAGAAAACACUGUAUGGGGAAAAAAAGAAAAAAAUCCAAAUUUAUUUGGUGUGUGAAUUGUAUUUAAGCAAUGCACUUAAGUUAUGGAACGAAAAGACGCGAUUUCAAAUAUAAAUAAAUAAAUAUGUUUUGUUUGCAAA